AAAAAAAACCGAUAACGAUAAAUUGAAAGCAGAGAGAGGGUCGCUGUGCGCUGGCCUACAAAGGCUUUGAAUGCUCGCUGGCUUUCGUUUUCAGUCUGCAAAUCUUGUGGAGGCAAAAGCCACAAACCACAACGCUAGCUAGCCAGAGUGAUGAGCCCGAGAGAGCCACAUUUAAAGCCACAAACAAACACACCCACCUACACUACUAUGAGUGGGAGAGAAUAGGAAAAAGGGAAAAAUAUAAUUCGAAUUUAAUCGUUUAAAUAAAGAUCGCACAAGCUUCGGUUUCUUCGUUUCGUCUUUGCAACUCUUCGUCUUUUCUUCGUUUCUUUUUCUCUCCGAUCCCUAAUUCGCCCACCUUCUCCGUCUCCAAUUUCUCUGGGAGAUUGUGUUUGGAAUCCAGGAAAAUGGGGUUGAUUUCGGGGAUUCUGAUGGGGAUGGUCUUCGGGAUUGCAUUGAUGGCCGGGUGGCUUCACAUGAUGAGGUACCGAAGCACCAAGCGAGUCGCUAAGGCAGUUGACAUAAAACUCCUUGGAUCACUAAACAGAGAUGAUUUGAAGAAAAUAUGCGGGGACAAUUUUCCUGAAUGGAUAUCUUUCCCCGUCUUUGAACAGGUGAAAUGGUUGAAUAAGCAACUGACCAAAUUGUGGCCAUAUGUUGCAGAUGCUGCAGAAAUGGUGAUAAAAGAUUCUGUUGAGCCACUAUUGGAAGCAUACCGACCUCCUGGAAUUACUUCAUUGAAGUUCAGCAAACUAUCUCUUGGUACUGUGGCACCCAAAAUUGAAGGUAUUCGUGUUCAAAGCCUCAAGAAAGGUCAAAUUACAAUGGACAUUGAUUUUCGUUGGGGUGGUGAUCCAAACAUCGUAUUAGGUGUUGAAGCUGCACUCGUUGCCUCAAUUCCCAUUCAGCUUAAGGAUCUUCAAGUUUUUACUGUUGUUCGUGUAAUUUUCCAACUUGCUGAAGAGAUCCCUUGUGUAUCUGCAGUUGUUGUUGCUCUACUUGCAGAGCCGAAGCCUAGAAUUGAUUAUACUCUGAAGGCUGUUGGCGGAAGCUUGACAGCCCUCCCUGGAAUUUCAGAUAUGAUUGAUGAUACUGUGGAAUCAAUUGUCACAGACAUGCUCCAGUGGCCGCAUAGAAUUGUUGUUCCAAUUGGUGGUGUGCCUGUUGACACAAGCGAAUUGGAGCUUAAACCUCAAGGAAAGCUCACCUUGACAGUAGUGAGAGCAAAUGACUUAAAGAACAUGGAAAUGAUUGGAAAAUCCGACCCUUACGUUGUUGUCUACAUUCGUCCAUUAUUCAAGGUUAAGACUAAGGUCAUUGAUAACAAUCUGAAUCCUGUUUGGGAUCAAACGUUCGAGUUGAUUGCAGAAGACAAGGAGACUCAAUCACUUAUUCUUGAGGUUUUUGAUAAGGACAUCGGGCAAGACAAGCGAUUGGGAGUGACAAAAUUACCUUUGAUUGACCUGGAAGCAGAAACUGUGAAAGAGCUUGAACUGAGAUUGCAGCCAUCACUUAACAUGCUAAAAAUAAAAGAAAAGAAGGAUAGAGGAACUAUUACAAUCAAGGUCUUUUACCAUGAAUUUAACAAGGAAGAGCAGUUGAUUUCUUUAGAGGAAGAGAAGAGGAUCUUAGAAGAAAGAAAGCAACUGAAAGAAGCAGGAGUUAUAGGCAGCACAAUGGAUGCACUUGAUGGAGCAGCUUCAGUGGUUGGAUCUGGUGUUGGAUUGGUGGGUACUGGCCUUGGUGCUGGUGCUGGGCUCGUGGGAAGUGGCGUUACCGCUGGAGCUGGGCUUGUGGGAAGUGGCGUUACUGCUGGAGCUGGGCUUGUGGGGACUGGCGUUAAUUCUGGGGUUGGAAUGGUCGGGAGUGGCCUCGGAGCUGUUGGUAGUGGCCUGAGCAAAGCCGGGAAGUUCAUGGGUAGGACCAUCACUGGGCAAUCGAGUCAUUCAAGGAGAAGAAGUGGGUCUACAACUCCAGUGGGUAGUGUCCAAGAAAAUGGUGGUGCAAAGCCACGGUAAUGUGCCUUGUGAAUUGUAGGCUUUAAUGAAUAGAUAUACUCGCCUUGCUUCUAUUUCGACACUCUUCUUAAAUUCUUUUCUUUGUUCUAAUUUUGAAAAUGAUAAUAGGUAUUGGUUUAUUUCCACCUCUUUCCUCUGUGUAUCAUCCCCAUCCUGUAUUCUUGUUUGUCUUUCGACCUUACUGGAAUUUGUAAUAAAAUCUUGAAUAUUUGUACAAAUUUAUCAUUUGGCUGUUUGAGCAAUUUAGGGCCAGCUAGGGUGCUUGCCUU
Prunus mume (Japanese apricot) is the source of this 2287-nucleotide messenger RNA. It is a transcript of the gene NTMC2T4, whose product is annotated as Calcium-dependent lipid-binding (CaLB domain) family protein. Gene Ontology annotation, molecular function: lipid binding. Gene Ontology annotation, cellular component: endoplasmic reticulum. NCBI's taxonomy places the organism in Eukaryota, Viridiplantae, Streptophyta, Magnoliopsida, Rosales, Rosaceae. The record is from RefSeq and is a predicted model, not a curated record.